Carassius carassius (crucian carp) is the source of this 1034-nucleotide messenger RNA. It is a transcript of the gene pnx, whose product is annotated as posterior neuron-specific homeobox. Gene Ontology annotation, biological process: cell differentiation; regulation of transcription by RNA polymerase II. Gene Ontology annotation, molecular function: DNA-binding transcription factor activity, RNA polymerase II-specific; RNA polymerase II cis-regulatory region sequence-specific DNA binding. Gene Ontology annotation, cellular component: nucleus. The transcript is spliced from 2 exons. Lineage: Eukaryota; Metazoa; Chordata; Actinopteri; Cypriniformes; Cyprinidae. The coding region runs from base 206 to 754 and encodes 182 amino acids. The record is from RefSeq and is a predicted model, not a curated record.
AACGACACGACUCUUCAGAAGAGGGCACAUUUUAACCAGAUGCAGGGCAAUAAAUGGCAAAGGAAGCGUGUCACCCACUGAGACACAUUCAGAUGUUAAAGCGUGUAAAGGAGGAGUUUGAGAUCUUUAAACAUGUUAAUUUUACACGCGUCUGUCUGAGCUGUAUAUAAGCGAUCUGCUCAGAUAUCACGGGACUCAAGAGUUUAUGGACACACUUGAAGAGACUGUCAGGAUGCAUGAAGAAACUGGCAAUUCACCAGUGCUGGGAAAAACCUCUUUUUCCAUCGCAGACAUUCUGGAUCCCUCCAAAUUUACCGGGAAACAUGACGAGACGCACGUCAACACGCGGGAAAACUCAAACAGUGCAAAGACGACGGAAUCUGAAAACCCAGCUGAUUCAAACAGUGUUUCCGUCGCGAAGGGGAAAUCGAAGCGGAUCCGCACAGCGUUCACACUGGAUCAGCUGCGCAUCCUGGAGCGAAGCUUCCAGAACAGCCACUAUCUGUCAGUGUUUGAGCGCCACUGCAUCGCCACGGCCCUCCGUCUGUCCGAAACACAGGUCAAGAUCUGGUUCCAGAACCGACGCACCAAAUGGAAAAAGGAACAAGAAGGUCAUGGAGGAGAGGAGCAGAAGCACUGCGCACAUCCAGCGUUCAUGCAAAACUCUUGUAUUUAUGCGCUGCCUGGACAUCACGCAAACCCUGUGCAUUAUUACACACCACCUCACCAUCACCACACCCUCGUGAUGUUCUGAUCUCAUUUUACUGUCUGCUUCUUUUGGGAUGAGACCAAGAGACUGAUCCUGAAGAAUCAAGAAUUUUAAAAUCUGUAAAUUAGAACCCUUAAAUGUUCUUGAAGCAUUUCCGUUGAAGAAAAGUUUAUUUUAGGGAAUGAAUGAACACUAGCAAUAUAUUUAAUGUAAUAUUUAAUGUCUUUUUUUUUUGUAAUAAUAUGUAUAAUGUCUUUUACAUUUGUAUUUUAUACCACAUUUUAAAAGUAAGUGAAUGUAAGAGGCACAAUAAAGUUUAUAUUUU